AUGGCCCCUCAAGCUGACAGUCCACCUGCGGGAACUCCCUCAAAUAUUCCAGAUCAAUUAGACCCGGCAACUAAGAGGAAGAUUCAAAAUCGUCUCAAUCAACGCGCAAGCAGAAAGAGAAAAGCACUAGAGGCUGCAAAUAACCUUGCAGCAAAUAAAAAAUGGGUGGUCUACACCGACGAGUCGACUAUUUCCAAUAGCAUCAAUCACGCCCAGAAGCCGAAUCAGCCGGACCACAAGAUCACCCGAAAAUCACCCAAUCCAACCGACUGUCAAUCUAUCUGUAAUUUCAGUCUCAAUGCCAAUGCCAAUGCCAAUGCUUCACCGUCCGACGCUAUCUUAUAUGAAGUCUAUCUCCGGGCUUUGCACGGGCUUCAAAAUCCGACUAUUUCGCCAAACAUCUCUUCACACGUAUCCCAAUACAGCCUCCUCAGCGCCACCUUCAUCAAUGCAAGAUUUCUAGGAUUGACUCUUGAUCUCCUCAAUGAUGAUCUAGCUUCUCAAUUCAACAUCGUCGGUCCAUCAUCACUGCAUCUUCCGCCGAGCCUGUGGCCAUCCAAAUCACAACGAAAAAUCAUUCAUCAUCCGUGGAUUGACCUGAUCCCAAUAUUAUCCCUAAGAGAAAGCAUUCUGCGCAGAAUGGGCACGCUUGACGAAGACGAGGCGUGCGGAGAUCUUUUUGGAAUGUGUACUUCAUCAUCGGGCGAGACGGGAUUGCGGGUUUGGGGUGAAGCUUGGGAUCCACUCGCCUGGGAGGCAUCGACGGAUUUAAUUAAGAAGUGGUCUUGGAUGAUGAAGGAAUGUCCUGAUGUUAUAAAAUCUACUAAUUAUUGGAGGAAGCAGCGGGGGGAGAAAGCGGUUGUCAUUGAACUAGAAUGA
Molecule: messenger RNA, 879 nt
Organism: Penicillium brevicompactum
Lineage: Eukaryota; Fungi; Ascomycota; Eurotiomycetes; Eurotiales; Aspergillaceae
Product: bZIP transcription factor
Exons: 2
Coding region: 1-879 (292 amino acids)
Source: RefSeq, a predicted model, not a curated record